CACACAUCACUUCCUGUCUGGACUCCACUCUUCUUCUUCUCUUGUUCUCCCGGGGUCGCUUUUCUUCCUCUUCCGGUUCUCAUCUGUUCGUGCAGCAGAUAAACCAGUGUCGAAAUGGCCAAGUCCAAGAAUCACACGACCCACAACCAGUCUCGCAAAGCCCACAGGAAUGGCAUCAAAAAGCCCACAUCUCAGCGUUACGAGUCACUGAAGGGGGUCGACCCAAAGUUCCUGAGGAACAUGCGCUUUGCUAAGAAGCACAACAAGAAGGGCAUGAAGGCGGCGCAGAAGGCUCAAGUGGCAAAGGCAGCUGCAGUUGCAGCGCCUUGAGCGAAAUAGGCUGCCCUCCGGUCAUCUUCAUGUCUGUCUGCGUUCCAUAGACUGUGUUUCCACCAUCACAAUAAAGCUAUGCUUUGUUAACAAACCAA
This is a messenger RNA of Sebastes umbrosus (honeycomb rockfish), 428 nucleotides long. It is a transcript of the gene rpl29, whose product is annotated as ribosomal protein L29. Gene Ontology annotation, molecular function: structural constituent of ribosome. The transcript is spliced from 4 exons. Gene Ontology annotation, biological process: cytoplasmic translation. Bases 115 to 330 code for a protein of 71 amino acids. The record is from RefSeq and is a predicted model, not a curated record. Gene Ontology annotation, cellular component: cytosolic large ribosomal subunit; ribosome. Lineage: Eukaryota; Metazoa; Chordata; Actinopteri; Perciformes; Sebastidae.